AUGUCAGCUCACAGCAGCUUACUCAUCCUUGUCACUCUCUGGGCUUCAGUGCAGGAAGGUCUGGGCCUGCCGCUGCCGCAGCAGCCGGACCUGGAGACCAGCCACAGCAUCCCGACACACCGGGUGAGGACCAAGCGCUGCGCCUGCAGCAACCGGCUGGACUCUGAGUGCCACUACUUCUGCCACCUGGACAUCAUCUGGGUCAACACUCCAAGUAAGACGACAGUUUAUGGUCUAGGUGGUGCCUUGUCUCGACGCAGAAGGUCGACCGACCGUUGCACCUGCAGCCGUCCUGAUGACCGGUCCUGCAUCAGCUUCUGUCGCCUCAGCCCUGAAGUCAACCCCGUGGAGAGAAAUCAGCGCAGUGUUCUCAGUGCCUUAAGGAGAGAGGAGAAACAAAAGGCCGCUGAGAGACCGUCCCUGCGAACGCAGCUGCGAAAUGCGCCCGAGGUCGGAGGGGAGCACAAUAGACCCAGCCGUGGAGGAUCACAACGGAUGAGAGACGCCAUCAGGUCCUGUUUGAGUCCAGCCCUCUGGUCUGGAAGAGGGGGAGUGACUGACUGCACCUGUGCAGAGACCAGUCAGGCCAGCACUGACCGCCAGGAGAAACGGAUCAGUCCAACUCUGUAA
Molecule: messenger RNA, 630 nt
Organism: Salarias fasciatus (jewelled blenny)
Lineage: Eukaryota; Metazoa; Chordata; Actinopteri; Blenniiformes; Blenniidae
Product: endothelin-2
Exons: 5
Coding region: 1-630 (209 amino acids)
Biological process (GO): regulation of vasoconstriction; regulation of systemic arterial blood pressure by endothelin; intracellular calcium ion homeostasis
Cellular component (GO): extracellular region
Molecular function (GO): hormone activity; endothelin B receptor binding
Source: RefSeq, a predicted model, not a curated record